Molecule: messenger RNA, 882 nt
Organism: Symbiodinium necroappetens
Lineage: Eukaryota; Dinophyceae; Suessiales; Symbiodiniaceae
Source: the annotation of a GenBank genome assembly
AUGUGGCGGUUGCUGCGCUGUAAACCUGCACUACCCCUGGCAGCCGUGCCACUUGCGCUAGCUGUGCGAAAGAAGGAUGGCCAGCGAUCGUACCAGCGGUGUCAGGAACAGGCUUCCCCGCAGUUCAAGCGCGUCCUCGUCACAGGAGGAGCCGGCUUCCUAGGCUCCCACAUCUGCCGGCGCCUGCUGGCCGAGGGGCACGAGGUCAUGUGCCUGGACAACUACUUCACCUCCACUCGAUCAGGCAUCGCUGACCUCAUGGGCCAUCCGCGCUUCGAGUUCAUCCGCCACGAUGUGACAGAGCCUUUCUUUUGCGAAUGUGACAUGAUCUACAACAUGGCGUGCCCGGCGUCCCCAGUGCACUACCAGUGGAAUCCCAUCAAGACGACAAAGGUAUCGGUCUUGGGGACCAUCCACAUGAUGGGACUUGCCAAGCGAGUCAAGGCCCGGAUCUUGCAGGCAUCCACAAGCGAGAUCUACGGCGAUCCGGAGGUCACACCCCAGUCUGAAGAUUACUGGGGCCACGUGAAUACCAUCGGCGUCCGGUCUUGCUAUGACGAGGGCAAGCGGGUGACCGAGACGUUGGCGUUUGAUUACCUGCGCAUGAACAAUGUCGACAUUCGCGUGGCAAGAAUCUUCAACACCUACGGGCCCGGCAUGCACCCAUACGACGGCCGAGUGGUCAGCAACUUCAUCUUGCAAGCCCUCCACGACGAGGACAUCACCAUCUACGGCGACGGCUCGCAAACGCGGUCGUUUGGCUACGUGGAUGACACGGUGGAUGGCCUCAUCCGGCUCAUGAACCAGGCGGGCCUUCCCGCUGUUCUGUGCAUUCCUUGCUUCUGUCAGAAUAGUUGGUGGAGGUUUUUCGUAGUAACGUAG